AUGGGCGUGGACUUGUGGGAGGACGAGAACGAGGAGGCGACCCACUCGGGUCGCGACGAAGACCUCGAGCGCGAGUCUCGAAGCAGACGCGAGCAGUUCUGGAGCGAGGGGUACCGCGAGGGCAUCGAGGAGGGUAAGAAGGCCACCGUCCAGCGCGGGUUCAACGUCGGGUUCAGGGAGGGCGCCGCCGCGGGCGUGGCGUACGGGCAGGUGCGGGGCGCGGCGGUGAGCGUCGGCAUCUUCGCGGGGCAGGUGCCGGGCAGCGGCGGGUGGGCGGACGCGGUGCGGGGCGCGGCGGGAAUCGUUCAGCGGAUGAGACCGGCGGAUGCGGCGCGCGAGGCCAAGGCGGACCACGAGCGGGUCGUGCGGUCGGAGUCGCGCGACGGAGACCCGGGCACGCCGACAAGGUCGGAGCCGCAGCCCGAGCCCCCGACGGAUCCCGACGGGGGCUCCGUCAGCAAGGCGCCGCCGAAGCGCGGCAGGGGCGAAGAUGAGGACGGAACCUUCGCCGGAAAGAUGCGGGGCGCCAGGGACGAGCUCGAACGCGCGGGUUUCGAGCUCCGCGACGUGGAGCUCAGGUAG
Micromonas commoda is the source of this 582-nucleotide messenger RNA. RefSeq lists its product with no specific name. Lineage: Eukaryota; Viridiplantae; Chlorophyta; Mamiellophyceae; Mamiellales; Mamiellaceae. The transcript is spliced from 2 exons. Bases 1 to 582 code for a protein of 193 amino acids. The record is from RefSeq and is a predicted model, not a curated record.